AUGGCACCAUUCCCUCAGAGACUCAAGGGUGGUGAGAAAGAGAAGUCAUACUCAAGGUUCCAAGAUAUGUUUGCAUCUCUUCAUAUCAACAUCCCCUUUAUUAAAGCCCUCCAACAGAUGCAUUCGUAUAUCAAGUGCAUGAAGGAGUUGCUGACCAAGAAAAACCCAUUGAAGGGUCGACAAAAAGUAGUGAUGAAUAAGGAAUGCAGUGCUCUCAUUCUGAAGGUACCCACAAAAAAGAAGGAUCCAGAGAGUUUUCAUAUCCCUUGUACCAUAGGAGAUACAAUGAUUGACAGAGGGUUCUGUGAUUUGGGAGCAAAUGUAAUCAUCCAAUUGGCUGACAAGACUCAGAAACAAGCAAUAGGAGUGGUUGAAAAUGUGCUGGUGAAGGUUGGGAAGUACUUUCUUCCUACAAACUUUGUUGUCCUUGAGAUGGAAGAAAGCUAUCUCCAUCCAAUCAUUCUGAAGAGACCAUUCUUAGCCACAGCCAGAGCACUUAUAGAUGUUGAGGAAGGGGAGUUGGUAUUGAGAAUACAUGAUGAACAACUCACCUUUCAUGUCUUCAAAACCUCACAAGAAGCUGAACAAAAGAACAAAGAGUUUGAGGAUGAUCACAAGGAAGUGUUAUUAGAAGAAACAAGCAGUGAAUCACAAGCAGAGCAUCUGAAGACCUCCUUGGUAGAAAAAUAG
Arachis duranensis is the source of this 690-nucleotide messenger RNA. RefSeq lists its product as uncharacterized. Bases 1 to 690 code for a protein of 229 amino acids. The record is from RefSeq and is a predicted model, not a curated record. The transcript is spliced from 2 exons. Lineage: Eukaryota; Viridiplantae; Streptophyta; Magnoliopsida; Fabales; Fabaceae.